Messenger RNA from Cyprinus carpio (common carp), 23040 nucleotides. Its product is annotated as nesprin-2-like. Gene Ontology annotation, biological process: nuclear migration. The record is from RefSeq and is a predicted model, not a curated record. Gene Ontology annotation, molecular function: actin filament binding. Lineage: Eukaryota; Metazoa; Chordata; Actinopteri; Cypriniformes; Cyprinidae. Gene Ontology annotation, cellular component: nuclear outer membrane; cytoplasm; meiotic nuclear membrane microtubule tethering complex.
GUUCACGCGAAUGGAAGGCGGAGUUAAAAGAAACACUUCAAACAAAUAAUUGCCGCGACGCCGCGCGCAGUGCUCGUUUUCACUUCCAGUGCUUCCAAAGGUGCAGUUUGGGAAAUAAUUGAGAGGAAUUGUCAGCAGCCUGAAACAGCAAACCGCGUUCAUUCAUUUGGGAAUGAGUGUGUGAGAGUGUCGAAGCAGCAGUAAUGGCAUCAGGGGGAGACAGCAGGGCCUCUGCAGAGGAAGAGGGGGGUGUCCCACUGGACAUUGAUGAUAUGCACUUACUCUUACAAGUGGAACAGGAGCAGAUUCAGAAGAGGACAUUCACAAACUGGAUCAAUGCGCAGCUCUCCAAGAGGAGCCAUCCAGCUGUUGUCCAGGAUCUGUUCUCAGAUCUUCGAGAUGGGACUCGACUGCUUGACCUACUGGAGGUGAUGAGUGGCCAGUGCAUGAAGCGCGAGCGGGGUCAUGGUGUGUUUCAGCAUAGAGGCAACAUCGAGACUGCUUUGAACUUCUUGAAGAAUAAAUCAAUCAAGCUGGUGAACAUAAACAUCCCAGACAUCAUAGAGGGGAAACCUUCCAUCAUUCUGGGCCUGAUAUGGACCAUCAUUCUGCACUGUCAUAUAGAGGAGCUAGCCAACACUCUCUCUUAUGGAUCCCGUUCAUCCUCUAUGGACUCUUUGUCCAGUCUGGAUUCUGUUCCUGGAUCUCCAGGCAGUAGUCCUGUUCCUCGAGGAGCAUCACCGCUCCACACACGCUUCCGUCUGUCUGCUAAGAAGGCUUUGCUGCUGUGGGUUCGGGACCAGUGCCAAAAAGUUGGUUGCUCAGCCAGUGUGAGGGACUUUAAGUCCAGCUGGAGGAGUGGUGAGGUGUUUCUGGCCAUUCUCUGCUCGCUUAGACCUGAUCUGGUGGACCUCUCUCAAGCGCAGACCAGCAGCCACCGGGGAAACCUGGAGAGGGCAUUUCACCUCGCUGAGAAGGAGCUCGGAAUUCCCAGACUGCUCGAGCCAGAAGACAUUGAUGUCAGUAACCCUGAUGAGAAGUCUAUCAUGACAUACAUUGCUCAGUUCCUGCAGUACUCCAAUGAUCUGCCCGUAGCUGAUGAUGAUUUUGAGCUUCAAACUCUGCUCUUUCCCACAUGCCUUUCUCCUGUCAACCUCCCUACAUACUUCACUCCUGCUGUGCUGGCCUCACCAAUCCACCAGGCUUCACCCAGUCAGAAAGCCAGAGAGAUGAAAUGCUGGCUAGAGCGAGCCUAUCAGGAGUUACUGGAGGCGUGGAAUUCCACAGAGGGGAAGGGAUAUGCACAGAGGUAUCAGGCAUUUCAGAACUUUGUGGGGACUUAUUAUGACCAACGACGUCCAGUUAUUCCACUUCUCAGUGCAAUGAGACGCUGCGCUAAACUAAGUGAGGAGCAGAUGGCACUGAGAAAAGCAUGGGACAGCAUGGAGGAGAGGCUGCAAGAGUAUAGAACAGAGCUUGAUGUUGGUUUGCCAGCCCCUCUGAACACACUGGGCCGGUGGCUCCAGCAUAUGGAGGCUGUGCUAUCUGAAGACAGCGGGAGCGCUGAAGAUCAUGCACUUGCUUCCAGAGACGCCAGACACAAGCAUGAACAGCUGAAGGUCUUGGUUGAGGACUUAAGCCAGCACUUGAACACCCUUCAUCACUACCAGAUCACAGAUGAUGAAGUGCCAGUCGAGAAGCUGGAGGAGAUCAAGAGACGUUUCACCAGUGCCAGAGUGACAGCCAAGUACCACGGCAUCAAGCUACAAUACAGAGAGGAGAUGCACCAUGUUUAUGACCUGCUGGGACAUCUGAAGUCUAAGCUGAGCUUGUGGAGAGGGCCUUACGGCUCUCAGGAGUCUGUUCAGUCUCUGCUACAAGACUGGCAUGAGACUGUUGACAAGCAAGGUCUGGUGUGGAUGUUGAAGGAAGCGCUUAAUAAGCUGAAGGACACAGCAGUCAGCUAUACCAACAAAGCAGCUCUGUCUGACGACUCACCUGUGGUUAACAGGCAGGUAAAAGAGGCAGAUAGUGAGGCGGGAGUCAGUACAGAAGCUGCAGAAGCAGUAAGAUCCACCAUGGAACGUGUUCUGGCUGCAUGGGAGUCCUACAGAGACUGCCUGUAUCUAUUACAGGUCUGGCUGGGGCAGGAGAAACAAUCAGAGGCUCAAGAGCACAAGCAUUUUUCCUCCAGCCUGAAUGAGUGGAGAUCACGUCAAGCCCAGCUGAACGAGGCAGGAAACUUUCUCAUUGAGAUGAGUGAGGCCUCCACCAGCCACUCUCUGACCGAAGAGCUCCGCAAACUGAACAUGCAGUGGGCUGACUUCAUAAAAAGGACCAAGUUUGCAGUGGCCCCUCAGCCCAUCUCUGCAGUCGCAGGUGUCCAGGCUUCCCUGAUGCAGGAAGCCAGCUGGGUGCUUAGAGAGACAGUUGAGGUGUUAUCUGGACCUCUACGUAUUUACAGAAAGAAACUCCAGGGCAUAACUAAGAAGAUGUCUGAGUUCAAGCUGAACUCUUUGUCUCCAUCUCCAGACUGCAAAGAGGAAACUCUUCAGAAAUUCAGACAAACUCUUCCAGAGACACUUGAGACUUUGACCAAGGUGGAUCAGGUGUGUGAGAGACUCCAGAAAUCCGCAUCUCUGCUUGAGGGCAGGCUGGCUGAGCUUGAAAACUGGAGCAAUGAAGUCCAAGAGGUCUGCCACCACCUAAAAGAAAAGCAGCAGAGGGGCCACCGGGGGGCACAUCCCAGUGCUAAAGCACUGAUCUCCAGAGGUCUACAGUUGGAAGGACAGGUGGUAACAGAAGCGGAGGACCUGCAGGUGCUUGUGACAUCAAUGCAAAAUAACUCCUCCCUUCCUUACCUUAGCACAUCGGCAAUACAAGACCAACUGAAAAGGACUGUCUCACACUGUCAGGAGGUUACUGAGAUGCUCAGUUCUCAUGGAGUGAAGCGUGAAGGACAGCCUGUGGGUGAGCAGCCUGCUUCCAAGGUUUUUGUGCAGACACAUUCUCAGCCUGAAUCCCAAACUAGAAUCAUUCAACACCAUCAGGAUCAGACGUUCUUCCAAAGCAGCAAUCUUUCUCUAGAGGGCCCAGUAGAACCUCAAAACCAAGAACUCCAUUCUUCUCAGCUGCAGUCACAAUUGGAAACCACCAGUGGCAUACAACCCCAGUUUCUCCCCCUGGUUCAAGAAAAAUCUCCAAAAGCCCAGAGCAAAACUAUAUGCCAAGUACAGCAUGCAGAGCUCAAACAGACUUUGCUGUCAUCUGUUGUUAGCAGGAAGGUUCAGUUGAAACCCCAAACUGAUUUUCAACUGAUCUCUGUAGACUCAAGCCUAACCAGUCGCUUUGGACCUUCAGACCUUCAAGCUGCCUUAGUAAACUCAAGCCAAAAGAGUGGCAUUGGACCUUUACAGGUUAUCUCUGUAGACCCAAACCAAUCCAGUGACUUUGGACCAUCAGAGCAACAGGUUGUUUCUUCCACCUCAAGCCAAACCAGUGGUUUUAGACCAUUAGACUCUCUCCAGGUUAUAUCUGUAGACUCAGGUGAAACCAGGGGCUUUGGACCAUCAGACCUUCAGGUUAUCUCUGUAGACUCAAGCCAAAGCAGUGGCAUAGAACAUUCAAUCCCUCUACAGUCUUUCUCUUCAAUGGCGUCUAGCCCAAGCAUGUUGCUUACAUCGGUUACCGUGACUCAACUAAGAAUGCCAGUCGAGCAGCAUCUUGAUUCACCACCACAAACCUUCUUGGUGACCCCACACCAAAGACAAAAGGUUCUGGCCAAAAGUCACAGUUUUCCAAAAUCCCAUGAGCAAUCACAUACCUCACUUGUAUCCUGCCCAAGCACUUUGCAUACACCGGUAACAGUCACUCAACAAAGAACGCCUGUCGAACAGAACCUUGGUUCACCACCGAAAAGGCAACCUCAGACCUCUGUGACAACCCAACAUCAAAGACAAAGGGUUCUAUCCAAAAGUCACAGCUUUCCACAGCCAUCAGAGGCUCCAGGUGUUCCCCAUGUCCCAGUACAGAAUGAGGUGUAUGCCAGAGCUCAGGCUUUGGCCAGGAGCAGACUGGAUAAAGCAAAACUGCACCUGCGUGAACACAUACAGGAUGUCAUCACAGUGAUCGGCACCAGAGACAGAUCUAAAAAACAAGCCAAGAAAAAACAGGCAGUGUCACGUCUUCUCAGGCCUUCAGUGUUUGAGGCAUUUCUAGAAGCUGUGAGGGGAAUGGGUGAUUUCUGCUCCGAUGCCCAGCUCAGAGACAUGGACCUCCUCUCUCAAUCAGUCAGAGCCCAGUGGGAGGUAUGUGCCACAGCAGCUGAGCGUUCAGUGCAUCUGGAAGCCUUGAGAAGAAUUGCAGAGAGUCUGCAGCCCACAGAGAGUGUUCUUCUCAGCACCAGCCAUCAGAGAACAGACACAGAGAGGGCGGAGAACGUUCAACGCCACACAGACUCCACAAGUGACUGCGCACCAUGCCAGGAUGGCAGGGGGGGAGCAGUCAAGGAUUGUGUCCUGCUGAGAAAGACUGUACUGGUGGAUGACCUGAGAGACCGCGUCCACUCACAGGCUGUUGUCCAGACCAACAUCGUGGAGAUAAAACAGAUACCAGAGAGGACCGUCAUCCAUCCCUGUUCAGCACAGGAAAGGGUUACAGCACAGGAAACUCAGAGCAGCUACAGUGCUGCACAGUCAGUCCUCCAGCGGCAACUGCUUAACAACAGUCAGCAGCUGGAAUCAGAGUUUCCCAUCAGCCCCGGCAACAAUGCCAAUAUCUCUGCUGACUCACUGAGGACCCAACUCCAGAACAUACUGGCUCUUAAGGACCAGACGGAGGCUCUGUGGCGUGAGUUUGAGCUUCAGUGUUCCCAGAGCUCUCAGCACAUGGAAGAUGGCUGUAACAUGGAGCAGGAGAGAGCUCAGCUCAUUCAACAAUGGAGGGAACAACAGAUGUGCAUUCAGGCCAGGGUGAAGUCCCUUGAAACUGCGGUAGAGCUGCUGGAGUCAGCGGAUAUACAGAUUGGACUGAUUUCUGAUCAGAUCAAACAGAUCAGUCAGAAACCUCUAAAUAUCAGAAACUUUGCCAUUUCUGAUCCCAAAAAUCUACAUGAAGAACUAAAGCGUUUGGAUAAAAGUAUCGAGAAAGAGCUGUUUCUGCUUAAUAAGAGUGGUGGUCCAGUUAGUGACGCUGCUGAUCUGAGUCACAUUGAGCUCCAAGCUCAUCUUCCCCUUCAGCAAACUCUCCAUGACCGCACAAAAUGCUUGGAUCAGCAAAGACAAUGUCUGAGAAAGAGUGAAUCGGCCCUGAUGGGCCUCGUGAACCUCUUAUCACAUCUCCAGCAGGUGAAUGCCGACCUCAACGCAGCUCACAGCACAUCAAAUCGCAGUUUAGUCUCCAUCCGGCAAAGCCUUCAGCAGGCCAGGGAAGAAUCGGUUCAGCUAGACCGAAUGCUGGAUGAUGCUGGCAUGAGAAUAACUCUGGAUGACAAACCAGGCAGCUGUCAUGAGAUGGUGUCAGCUCUGGCACUGCGUGCCGAAGAGGUCGAGGCCAAACUGGCUGUAGGGCUGAAGCAAACUGACAGAGGAGGGAAAGGAAGAGCGGAGGGAGAACAGAGGGACAGAGUGUUCAGUAGGAAGAGGAUGGGCCUGCAGGUCGCCCUGAGGGAGGUGCUGGCAGCACUUGAAAAACAUGGCCUGAAGGAGCCCACACUUCCUGCACUACAGCACAGGUUACGCUUCCUGACAGACAUGGAGAGCAAACUGUUUGCACUACGCUCAGAGAUUCAGGAUCUGAGAAAAACUUGUGAACAGACAAGCACCUCAGAGACAGCCAUCAGCGAGCUGCAGACGCAAUGGGAAAACGCACACAGAACAGUCACAGAGAGUCGUGAACAGUGUGUCUCUCUGAGCGAACUACUGAAGAAGUUCCAGAGCUGCCGAAAUCGCUUGGGCAGCACUUUGCAGAAAGCAGAGCAGACUAUUGGUGACCAGGCCUCCUAUAUUGGCAAAGACAACCUGCAGCUCCUGAUCAGUAAGGUGACCAGUAUAAAGACAGAUCUCGGUGGUCUUGGGGACGGGGUGGAGGAGUUCAGAGCUGUGUGUCGACAGCUGCAGUCUCUGAUGAGAAGGAUCCCAGACUGUGCUGAAGCUCCAUUUGAGAGUGAGGCUGACACCCUCAUGGACCGCUGGCUUGAUGUCACCGAGAAAGCAGACUGUCAUCUGGACAACCUUCAAGCUGGCUUCUCUCUUUGGGAAAAACUCCAACUGCUGGCUGGAGAGGUGGAGGGCUGGAGCGCCCAAAAGCUGAUGACACUUGCUGAGUCACACCCCUUUCAGACAGAGCAGGAUGUGUCUGCCAUGCAGGAUGAACUCAGGAUACAAGAGGAGAACAUUGAAUAUGUCCAUCGCAGAUCUUCAGAGAUCCAGGAGCUGCUGCAGAGUCGCGAGCUCCCACCAGAGCUACAGGUGAUUGAGAGCCAGCUGAGGAAGAAGAUGGCAGAGGUGAAGGAGCUCUUUUCUGAGACCAGUGAUGUUUUUAGUCAGCUGGAAGCUGCCAAGGGGACGGUGGCAUCUGAUAUUGCAGAUCACCUGUCCUCCAUUCAGACUAUUACAAAUGCACUGACCACAUCUGAGAGCCCUCUGGUCCUCAAAACAAUCCAGGGCUUAUCGGAGCAGUUGCAAGCGGAAGCAGAGCAGGCAGAUGCAUUACUGCAGCAGAUAAGUCUUCUGGCCAGCAUUGCAGGUCUAGAAAACCUGCAGACGCUGGCUGAAGAUGGAGCUCACCUUCGAGAACGCAUCUGCAUGGCCAGAGAGCUGGUCAUAGAGAAGAGAGAGCAAGCAAUUAACCCCAAUAGACCUGAAAAUCAAAUGGUCCAAGACCCUAAGCACAUCAAGCCCUUGAUUGAAAAAACAGAAGAUGCUGCGCCAGAGAUACAGUCUGAAACUAAUGGUAAAACAGAGGAACAGUCAAAGACACAAGAUGAGCUGAAGGACUUCAAAGAGCAGGCCUGCAGCUGGGCCAGUGAACUGCAUCUGAAGGUUUCUGAGGAUGUGAACAGAUGGGUAACACCUGAGGAGAAACUCACAGCAGUGCAGGAUGUGUGUGUUGAUCUUGGUCAGAGUAUGACUGAGGAGCUGAAGUGUGCAAUGUUAAUACAACAGAGCCACGAGGGUCUGGACUCUCUACAGGGUCGGAUAGAGGGCAGCUCUAAUGACUCGAAUGCAUUAAAGACUGUAGAGGAAGUGGAAGGAAACCAUCUAGAGGUUGAGAAACUGUCUGAGGUCCUGCAGACAAGCUGUACUCCAGAGGGUCAGACCUCUAUCUCUCAAGAAUCUCAAACAUUGUUUGGAAAGACGCCAGCCCUGAGGAAGAUCUUGGAAGAUGAGAGGACUCCGGAAGGCAACUCUGAUCCAGAUCAAUGUUCCAUUCAGUGCAUCGAGCCUCAGCAGCCUGGAGCGUCCACAGAGGAGCUCCAGUCAGUUCAGGUUGCCGCUGACAGUGAAGUGGAUGACAUGGAUCGUAUGAAUGUAAAAUUCUUGCCCACAAAUGAAGUUAGUGAAACAGAAGAUCAAUCACCUUGCUCAGAACAACAAGCAACCGAAGAUCUUGGGAACCUUCCAUCAGGCCACGACUCAAAUAAGCAGCUGCUCAUGUCUGGAUCUAAAGAGAUAGACGGAACUGGAUCUGUAUUAGGAGAAGGUGACAGCAAAUCCACUCAUGGCUCAUCCUGUGAAUCAUUAAAGCCUGUCUUUACCAUAGUGCUGGACUCUGAUCUUACCAAACCCAAUCAGAACCCACUAACACAAGCCAUCCCAGCUUCUUCAGCUAAAUGGGAUGCUGUUUCAGUUUUUCAUGAUAGGACCGCAGAGACAUCAGCGGAUGGCUUGAAACACUUGGAAGUCAAACCAAAUGUUGAUUUAGCUAUGGAUGAAGAACAUGAUGCAAUAAGCUCUUCCGAUGAACCUAUACAUUUAUGUGCUGAUCUUUCAAAAUCAGAAGUGCAGUUUAAAGAAAACAGCCACACUGAUAAUAUUGAACCCACUCGUUCUGAUCUAGACCUUGAUUUCAGGCCUAAACCAGAGAAGGACUCGUCUACUCAAGCAUUUGACCCAGUGCUUUCAUACCCAGAGAAGCAUCAAGGAAGCUCUGGAACUGCGAAGAAAGUAUUUACCAUCAUCCUAGAUGUUGAUACUCCUGUAUUAUCAUCAGCCAGGUAUCAAUCGCUGCAAGAGACACAGUGUACAGGUCCUGAAGACUCAACCACAGAUGAAUUCUCCCAUUCAGAUGUAAAAAAUCAUCAGAGGAUCUCCUCUGGUACUGAGAAACCUGAAGGCCAAAUGGCUGAGCUAGAUUUAUCAGAAGAGUCCAAUGUGAUAUCAAGAAGCUCUGAAAUACAGCCAGGACAGAAGGCAGCUAUGCUUAUCCAACCCCAAACCCCUGAGAUCAUGGAGAUUGACGUUCAAAUAGAUGAAAAAGAGAAGCAACAUGAAGUCACUGAUGCAGAAACAUCAAGCCAAAUGGAUGUCCACACUGGAGAAGGCAACGAGUCAGGGUCUGUAGUUCACCAACAGGAUGUCCCAGUGUUGGAGAGUGAUGAUGAGGAUGACAAAAACACCAUUGAAGAGGCUUCAAAUGAAGCAAAACCCCUUCAAAAGCCUCCAAAAGUUGCUAAAGGUAGGAACAAGAACAGAAAACCAGCUGGUGUAGAAAAAGCAAGCAAUGUCAGUAAUAAAAAGCUGAGCAAAUGUAAAUCUAAACAUAAGAGCACAACUGACUCAGAAAGCCUUCAAACUUCUGAGGUCAGGUUGCCGGACACCACAGAUACUUCACUGACUGUGUCUUCAGACUUUAGUGAGCCAAUCAUUGCAAAACCAUUGAGCACACAAGACAAACUAACAGUGGACACUGUGCAGAAAGAGACCUUGAAUCAAACUGAGACAGAGGAUGGACAUUUUGAAAAUGUUAGCAUCUCUCUUGCCGGAGAUGGCCAUAUUAGUACCAUAGCUAGUGUGGUUUUAGCAACAGUGGAGUCUGUGCAGUCAACACAUAAAGAGGACUCAGAAUUAACGCCAACAGAUUCUGUUGUGACAGCUGACUGUAGAACACAAAUUCCUACCGCAGUCCAAUCAGAGUCACAACUCAGCCAUGCUGAAGCUCGGAGGACAGAGGAUUCAGAUGGCAGUUUCCCUUUGCAGUAUGAAGAAAUGCACAGAGUCAAUUCACAUCCAUCCGCCGGCAACAAAACACCCCAAAGCAGAGGAUCAGUACCAGACGGUGAGGAUAAAACGAGGCAUGUGGAGCAGCCUACUGGAACACAUGUGUGGGCCGUUUUACUGAACACCAUCACUAAUGUUCAGCCGCUACUGAUGACCAGUCACGGUUCUGAGGAAUCUAGACCAAGGCAAGAUUCCGUGUUUCAGAAUGCAUCGCUUUUAGAAUCUGAGACCAGUCUGGCAUGGACUGCCCUGUGGGUGUUCAGAUGUCGGUACCGACCGGCCCAACUCCGCAUUGAACAUAUGACUCAACAGCUGGAAGAAGCUGAGAUCUGCCAGCAGUGUGUUAUGGAGCAGGUGGCUAGACUGCCUCAAAGUGAAUCUAGUGCAGCAUGCUCUUCAAAGCCCGAGCAAACCAUAGAGGGCAGAUGGAAAACAGUACUGAUGGAUACCUCAACUAUGAUGGAGUACAAAAAGACACAGCUCCAGCAGGUCACACAGUACCACCAGCAAAAACGGGCUCUCGCGGAUACUCUACACGACCUGGAGGCUGAGCUCAGCACACUGACACAAAGCAGCACCUUUCAAGUAGAGAAGCUGAAUGCAUUCCUGAAGAACAUGCAGAAGAAGAGAGGCAUACUAGAGGAGCUCCUAAAGACAUGCUCUCAGAUUUCAGCCCAUCUGGGUGAGACAGAGGGACCUGUGGCCUGCAUUGAACCUUUUAGGACUUUACAGGAGAGAUGGCAAACUGUGGAGCGGGUUGCUUACAGCAGUCUGUGGGGUGCUAACAUCUGCACAGCAGAAGUAGCUGCACUCCUGCAAGAAGCCAGAGAGCUGCACCAUGAACUGGAGCUUCUGGAGAAGUCAGUUUCUCUUCCGCAUCCCUCUCAAGGACAGAUGGACUGCCAAAGUGCGCUACAAGAGACUGUGAGAACUGCAGACCUGGCAGUGUUAACUGAGCGCUACUUGUACCUUCUUGAGGUUUCUCAGGCUCUUUCCUCAAGUCCGCUGGGAAAAAAAGAGCUCAGAGAUGUGGAGGACGCAAUGCAAGGCUUGAAUUCUCAGCUUGCUCUGACUCAGGAGAAGAUCAGCUCUCAGACUUCAAAGGGCAAUGGUUGCUCACCGAUCAUGAGGAUUAUCAGGGACUACGUUACAUGGGCUAAACAAACAGAAAGCAAAGUCAGUAGGAGAAGGAGGUUGUCUCUGUUUCCUGAAGAAGCAAGUCACCAGGUCAAUCACAUGAAGAAACUGCAGUCUGAAACAUCUCUUAAGAGGUUUCAGUUGGCCUCUGUUUUGAAAGAGUUAAGAGAAGAAGUUACAGGACUCAAUAAGGAGGAUUCCAUGUCACCCACCCUCAAUUCCCUAGAAGAUCUGUACGUUAAGCUUACAGAGAAGACCGAAUGUGCUGUUGCAGAAAUGAACAGAAUGUUUCAUAUUAGAGAAAGACUGUGGAAACAGAUCACUGACAGCAGCUCUUGGUUGACCUCAGUAUUAGAAAAAGAGUCUGGUAAAACAGUGGCUUCUGAACCUAAAACUACCAUCCCAGAAUUGAGGGUUCAGAUUCAGGUAUGCACAGAAGCUUUGAGGGAUGCUGAGAGACAAGCAAAAAAUCUGGAGACUCUGUUAGAUGAAAUGAAAGAAGUGAAUCACGGUCUGAGUGUACCUGAAAGCUUUCAGCUUAUCAGUAGGCUAACAGCCUUACAAGAAGAGGUCUCUAGGGUUGUGAACCGUAAGUGCGCCUUGCACUGGGUGCUUGAAGAACUCCUUCAUGCUCAGGAAUCCUCUGCUGAGGAACAGAACAUCACUCUGAAGAGCUUGAGACAGAUGAGUGCUGAUGUCACGCGGCAGAAGUAUCCCGUAACAAGGGACUCGCUCUUGCCUCUUGAACCUGUUAAGCACAUGCUGAUGGAGCUCCUCUGCAAAGUGCCAGAAAUUCCCCACUGCCCAGAUCCUCGGAGGAAAGAGAUGCUCAAUGCUGUACUAGACCUACAGAGGAGAAUACAUCUGCUGGAGUUGCAAGCCAAAGAGCAUGAAGAGUACCUCAUUUUAAGGCAGCGCAUGGAGAACUCCAUAGAGGCGGUGAAGAAGAGCUUGUCGCAGAUUGUAGACUCAAGUGUAGGAGUUGACGUAAGGCUCGGCUUUUGUCAGACUGUCCUGGUGGAGCUGCCUUUGGUGAGGAUGACAUGUCAAGAAGCCGCUGACCACCUUGAGGCCAUUUCGAAAGAUCUCUAUCCAUCCCAGCUGACAACAGAAAGGCACAAAAUCCGUUUGGUCAUUGAGCAGCUAGCCUCUUGGGAGCUCACAGUAAAAAAUGAGGCUAAAACUCUUGAGUGCUCUCUGGCAGAGCGACUCGGCAGUCCUACAGACCUCAGUCCACUCACUGAGCUCUUUAACAGUGUCAGUCAGCAGCUGAAGGAGACCAUCUGCUUGGAGCCAGAUAAUAAGACCAUUGAUACACAGCUACGAAAGCACUGGAUGCUAAUCCAGACCACUGAGUCUAUUCUACGAAUGUUAGCGCACUACUGGAAAGAAGUAGAUGUUGAAAGCUACCAGAUGACCAUUGAUCUCGGCCAGAAAACUCUUAAAGAUUGUGAUAUGCAUAUGGACAAGCUGCUCCAAGCUCGGGAGGCACUGAAGCAUUACCACUGGGCUGUUCAGGGUGCAGAGAGCUUCCUUCAGCAGAUUGGAUCCAAUCUCAUGAUCCCCUCUGAUGGCUUCAAAGGAUACAAAGAGGAGCAUCGCUAUGUUCAACAGAUUUUCAGCACUCUGGUUGAGGGUUUCCAGGCCCGCUUGUCUGAAGUUGGUGCUUCUGUUCCCCAGCAGACAUGCCUUUCCAUCCCUCUAACCGAGCAGCUUCAUAUCAAGGUUUUGAGUCACCUUCUAGUACAAGAUGCCAAAUUAGAAGCUCAGGCACAGCUCAGACUUGAGGCCUUACAGAGGUCCAUGAAAGAUCAAAUUGUGCACAUGAGUCACCACGAAGAACUGAGUCAACUUCUCAAAAAUGUUGAUUCUCAAAUCUCAACAUUUUUAAGUCAAAAACCAGCUGAUUCUGAAGCCUGCCAAGAUCAACUGCUGAAAGUAAAGGUGCUCCAGACAGAGCUGAAGAACCUCUCUAAAAAGCUGAAGGAACUGAGCGAAAGCUGCCCAGGUCUUCGCUGCAAAGCACCCAUGGAUCUGAUGCUGGGACAACUGUGGAGGUCUUGGGCAGUGCUGCAGUGCAGAGUGGAAUCUCUCAAAGCCAGCAUGUCUCAUAAAGAAGCAGAGUGGAGAGACUUGGUGAUACGUCUGAAUAAAUCAAAGGAAGGUCUUGACAGACUGCAGAAUGAUCUCCCAGACUCGUCUACGGUGAUGGGAUCCCUGGUGGAUCUUCAGGGUGUUCUGAGCCUCACUGAGCGCCUUCAAGAUGGGAUUGAGCAGGAGCAUCACACUUUGGCAUCUCUACAACACCAUGUGGCACGAUUGCUUGGGGUCUCAAAUUUGCAGCAGCUGAAAGUGUGUCCUCAAAUCUGUCAGGACUUGCAGUCUCUACAGGGUCACUGCAGAAGUCUCAGAGAUCAGAGCAAUAAUAUCCGCCGGGAGGUGCUUUUUGAGAACCAGGAGUUGGGUCGUGUGCAGGAUGAGCUGGGUGUCGUUCAGCAGAAUGUUCUCUCUCUUUUGACGGCUUUACAGUCGGAGUCAGCUGCUCAACAUUUACAGGAAGUCAAAGUGGAGUUGGUUUCACAGAAGGCUCGACUGCAGGAUGUCAUGGACAGAGUGCAGAAGAAAUGGAGCUGUGUGCCUACAGAGAUUCAAAUCUUACACAAUGAGCUCAACGUCUCCAUGCAGGAGGCCCAAGACAAAUUGGUCAUGGUCAUGGAGAGAAGUGGUCCUCUCUGCAAAAUGGGUGAGCUGGUUGGAGAGGUGAGGGUGGGCUUGAAUUGUGUGCAGGCCCUGCUGAAGCAAACAAGUCCUAAUUUUUCUGAGGCUGAACAUACACAAAAGCGCAUAUGGGAUGAGCUGGACCAGUGGCACACUCGGAUAGCUGAGCUGGAGGCUGAGGUGCAGGAUAUGGCUGAGCAGAAGCCUGAGAGAGCACACAUUCUCAUGGACCAGCUCAUGGAGCCUCUGCAGCUCUACCAGACCACAGCCAAACAGGCCGAGCAAAGGACCGCCCUCGUCAGCAGGGUCCCUGCCUGUCUGCAGGACUAUGAGGGUUUACUCAAUAGCGCCAACUGCUGGUUGAGAGAGGCUCAGUCCUGGCUGGUCGCACCCAGAACCUACACCACUGCCAAAUGCAUCAACUCUCAUGCCAACUCCCUUGAGAUGAUGCUGGAUGAAGCGGAGGGAUACAGGGCAGAUCUGGAGGCCUUCCUGCCUGCUCUGCAGGAGAUCACUCCAGUGUGUGACACCACCCCUCAACAACAUCUUCUCCAGCUGUGUGUACAAAACAUCUCACUCAUGCAGCAAAGCGUUCUGGACCCGCUCUCCCACCUUCAGCACCUAGCAGCUGAGAUGGAUGCCAUUGAAAAAGAGGUAAAGGCAAUGGAGGAAAAUAUAAAUAAGAUCAGAACAAUCCUUUCAGCCACUGACACAGAGAACAUUUCUCCUGAGGAACAUCUGGAGCACAUACAGGUCAUUCUGGAUAAUGUCCAGUCCAUGAAGAGGACCAUUGAUGAGAUUGAGAGCUGCAGGCCCGGCCUAGGGCUUCCUGCUGGGGCAGAGCAGACUCUCACAGCUUUCCAUCGGGCUCAAGAGCUCCUGCAGCCCAUCCAGGAGCUACAGCAGCUCAGUGUGGAGCAAAACACAGCGUUGAGGGCCUCUGUUGGACAACCAGCUGAAAUGAUUCUCCCUUCAGACCAAACCACAGAAUUCACGAUGCCACAUCUUUACACUGGAGAUGAGAGGCAGGUCUCUAUGGAAGGUCGUUACACUGAGGAGGAUGAUGAAGACAAUCAGUCUUCGUCCUCAGGAACUCUCACGUGCAGUGUUCCAGAGGACCCAGAUGAGACAAUAGAGGGGGAAGAUGCUAAGUCAGGUGCUGACAUUGCUGUAAGAGAUUGUGUCACUAAGGAAUCAUCUCCUGAAGAAGUUGAUUUUCAUGCAAUCAAGUAUGUAACUCAGGACGCUGACACAGGAAGUUGUUUACUCGAGCCUUCUGACUUCUCUGAAAUGCCUGGCAUAGUCAGCAGACCAGUUACUGAAGAGACGAGUUCCUCACUUGCACUAACAUCCCAACAUUCGAAAGAAUUUACAAAUGAUAGUAGUCUGAAGACUGACAGUGCAAAUAUAGCUGAGGAAAAGCAAAAUGAGUGCCCCAAAACCAAGUUGACUGAAGCAGUUCCAGCAAAGCCAGGAAUAUCCUCAGAAACCACCAUGUUAAAAGCAAGUGAUGCCAAUGAAUUGACUAAAGAGUUUGAAUCUGUAGAUCAGAAUGAAGUAUCUGUAAACACAGAAACCGGUACAAGUGAUCAAGUGAAAACAACAAGCCCAAAGCCACGUGACACAGAGACAAUAAAUGUUACUGAUGGUGAUCAGACCCAGACAGAGACUAAACCCAUCGAUGCCACAGCUCCUCUUAUGCUCUCCUCCCAGCAUACAGAAUAUGUGCCACAGGAAGAUACAACAUUGGGAAUACAGAGAGAUGUUAUUGAGGCCAUGGUUCACCAGAGCAGCAGCCAGUCUCAGGAUCACACAGUUAUCAGUGAUCUGUCACAGUCUGAAGGAGGAGGUGAAGAUCAAGUGAGUUUAGUCCAGCUUCUCACCUCAUGUCAGGACGUCAGUUCUUUAGAGAUGAGACGGCAUCUGUUAGAGAUUCCGGAGACUGUGUUAAAUGCCAGUGGAUCACAGAUGGAAGACUCAGCUAAACUCCUCAAGGACCUUUCAAGCAUCAAGAGUCUGCAAGACGGCACAUGGGCUUUGGCACUUGAGCGGCGGAGAUCGGCGGGACAGAAUAAUGUUGAGCUCCAGAGAUGUUCUGAAGCUCUUCUGAAGGGUCUGCGGGCUCUCCUGGAGCUGGGCUCUGAGCGGCUGCUGCGCAGUCAGAAUGCACAGCCACAAAACUGCAGUCAGCUGCACAGUCUGCUCACAGAACACAAGAAAUACUUCCAAGAUUUGGGUCAGGGCCUUGUAAUGGUCAAGCUGCUAUACCAGAAGCUGCCAGAGGGGUCACUGCAGGGCCAAGCAGAGGUGGAGCAGUUAAUAUCAGAUCUACAGGGUCAAGCACAAACUCAUGGUGUCCAAAUGCAGCACAGCUUAGAGGAGUGGUCUCAGUACGAGGAGGUCACUGAGAGACUGCGUAAACAGUUGGAUGAGAUGGAGACAAACAUGUCCAGUCUGGAUUCAGAGCCAGAGGGAGAACUGCAGUGUCAGCUGCAGUCCUUUGAGAGAUUGCACAAGAUCCUAGAAGACACAAGGCCUCAGGUGUGGGAGGUCCAAGACCGAACCAGGAUCCUACAGAAAAAGGGUUGUUACCCUAAGUGGCCUGGCCAGACUGUCUCCAAAUCACAACUGUUGUUACGCUGGAUGGAGCUUCAUAAUCAAAUACAGCAGAAGAUACAGUCUACACAGAAGAUCAGAAAGAAUUAUGACAGGUUCCAGCGUGACUCAACAGAACUAGAAGAAUGGAUGCGUCAUGCUCAAGAACAGGUUCUGAAGUGGAACAAUUUCUCUGAUUCUGGUCUCUUGGACUCCAGAACAGUCUUUACCCAGCUCAUGGAGUUCUUCAAGGAGCUGGAGUGCCGUUCAGCACAGAAAGCUUCUGCAGAACGUUCAGGUGCACAGAUACUGCAGCUGACUGACGGUGAAGCUCCAGGUCUGCGCAGACGACUGGCUCAACUUGAGCAGGAAUGGACGAACUUGAGUAACGUCCUGCCCACUCUCCACCAGACACAGCAACAACUGUUGACAAAGCAGUCUCACAGUCAGAUCUUGGCCAGCUUGACCUCCUGCCUCAAAAAUGUAGAGGGGCGACUGGAAGAUGAGAGCUCUCUGAGCUCCUCUGAUCUGUCUAGACAUCUACAGGCUUUGAAGGAUCUUAAGGCUGAAAUGACCAGUCAUCAGCCGUACGUUGACUUUCUGAAUCACCAGUCUGUGGAGUGGGCAGGAUCAGUGAAUGAACCCACCAAUCGCAAUGAGCGCAUCCUGUUCGCUGAGCAACUGGGAGCUCUCAGUCUGAGUUGGCUUAUUCUACAGGCCAAAAUUGACAGCAAGAUACAUGAUGUUGAGGACCAGUGGCAGGCCUGCACGGACAGAAAAAAGCGUUUGCGCUGUAUCCACAGCUGGAUCUCUCAACGUACUGAAUGGGUGAAAAACAGCUGGCGACCAGAGAGCUGCUCGCAGAUUGAGCAAACAUUGCAGGAGUGUGAGGAGACAGAGGACAGGCUGCAGGUGAAGUCCUCUGAGCUGAAGGCUUUGGGAGCUCUUCACCUGUUCGGGCAGCAGGAUGGUGAACAUCCUGGAGAUCAAGCGUUCUCCAAGCAGGUGAAUUCAGCCGUCCAGGACUGGCAAGCUUUGAGUCAACAGAUAAAUGCUCUCAAGUCGGAUUUACAGCCAAUCAAAGAUGAAUGGGCUCACUUUGAAUCUAAAAUGAGUGCAGCAGAACUGCAAACAACCGGGGUGGUCUACAAGCUGGAGCUCUGCAGAGUUUCUGUGUUCUCAUCUGAGCAGAGCCGAACUCAUGUGGAGCACCUGCAAAAGCUUGAAAGGGAGCUGAACCAAUCAGAGACCUGGACCCAGUUAACUGAGGUGUUCUCUAACUUGAAAGACAAACUCAACCCUUAUGCAUCUAAACGUUUGUCUGAUCAUCUCGAGAAGGAGAGAACUCGACAUCAAGCAGUGACUGAAGAUGUGCAUGCCGAUUUACUAAAAGCCCAGAAUGCAUUGCGGCUUUGGCUGGAAUACGAGCGCCUCACAAGAGAGUUCUGUGUUCAUCUAAAUCAGCACUGGGAGAGGCUUGGAGAGCUUAUGAGUUCUUCAGACAGAGAAGAAAACACUGUAGAGCUACUCAACAGCAGGAUGCAGGGCAUCAGUGCUCUGGAGAAAGACAUGCCUCUUGCAACAGUGGGAAACGUCCUGGAGGCCUCAAAGCUUCUCACUGAACAUGUGAAUCCCCAGUCAGCCUCUCUGAUCAAAUCAGAAACCAGGCUACUGUCACGUGACCAUGUGCAUCUUGGCAAUGCACUUUUUGACAUUGGGGCACAAGUCCAGGAGGAGCUGGAGGAGCACCGCCGUUUCAGCACUGAGUUGAAGUCAAUGGAGCAAAAACUUAAAAACUUUGAGAGCAUUAUGAGCUCCUCUGCUGCAAGCCUGGAAAGACUAAAGAAGGUUCUGUUAGAUCUGAGUGGGCUGAACCCUCACCUUGCUGCUCUGAAUCAGAUGAGUUUCGGACUCUCCUUAAGCUCUGCAGAGGAGGAGAGGUUACAGACCCUCAACACACAAUGGGUUCAGGUCUUCUCUCAGGCCACAGACCGACACAGGAAGAUGUAUGGAGAGCUGCUGCAUGCUCAGAACUUCCAGCAGAAGUGCCAGUGCUGGAUGGAGCUCCUGGACACAAUCGAGGCUGGGGCAUCCAAUCAGAUGUCUGGAAACUGUGCUGCUGUAAGAGAGCAGCUAGCUGCACAUCAGAGGCUGAAAGUGGAGGUCCUCGUCAGCCAGCAGCUUCAGGAUGCCAUGGUCAGUGAGGCUUCAUGCUUCUUGGAGAGCAGUCAGAAUGAGGACAGACUCACACAGCUAAAGACACGAUGGCAGGGGACACAGCAGAGGGUCCAGCAGCAUGGCAAAUGUCUGGAAGGGCUGAUGGGACAGUGGCAACUCUAUGAGUCCAGCUCAAGGAAACUUUCAAAGCUACUCAGACACAUCGAUAAACUUCUGCCACCAACAGGACUGCCUCCAUGCAGCUUACAGCAACUCAAAUGCUCUAUAAAAGACUUUGAGUGGACAGAAGAACAACUACAGCUUCAUGAAGAACUGUACAGGCAGACUGUGGCGGCAGGCGGACAGAUCCUUCCACUAUCAGAUGCGCAGACGCAGACACGCCUGCAGACUGAACUGGAUUCUCUCAAGGAGAUGUGGGAGCGAAGCUGUGACCUUGUGGGGAAGAGAAAGGCUCUUGCACACACCAUAACUCAUAACUGGAAACUCUGUGAAACUGGCCUGGCUGAGAGUGCUCUCAAACUGGAAGAGAUAAAAGCAAGACUGAAGAGUCCACUGCCAGAGAAGCUAGAAGAUCUAAAAAUACACAUGCAGCUCAUCAAGGAGGACGAGGACUCGCUGCAGAUUUGGGCUGGGGGACUGAAAGAGCUGACCACCAUGAAGACAGACGUGUCUCAGUAUGUGCUGCCCACAGACACCGUGCUGCUCCAGGGCCAGGUGGAAGAACUUCACAGCCAGUGGGAAGAACUGUGCUUGAAGGUGUCACUUCGCAAACAGGAAAUAGCUGAUCGCCUGAAUGCCUGGAUCAUCUUCAAUGAUAAAAACAAGGAGCUCUGUGAUUGGCUGACGCAGAUGGAGAAAAAAGUGGCACACAGGGGCGCAAACCUUAGUAUUGAGGAAAUGGUGGAGAAACUUAAAAAGGACUGCAUGGAGGAGAUUAACCUCUUCAGCGAGAACAAGAGCCACCUCAAGCAGCUGGGCGAGCAGCUCCUAUUGGCCAGCGACAAGGCUAAGGAGGCAGAGAUCCACGGCGCCUUGCAAUAUGUCAACGACCGCUGGCAGCACCUGUUUGACAACAUUGAGGCCAGGGUGAAAAAGCUGACAGAAACGCUGGUGACAGUGCAGCAGUUGGAUAAGAACAUGAAUAACCUUCGCUCUUGGCUCACUCGUAUUGAAGCUGAGCUGGUCAAACCCAUUCACUACAGUAUCUGCCACAGAGAUGAGAUCCAAAAGAGACUGGCUGAGCAACAGGACCUGCAGCGUGACAUCGAGCAGCACACCGAGAAAGUGGCAUCUGUGCUCACCCUGUGUGACGUGCUUCUGCGCGAUGAGGAUGCCUGCAGCCGUGAUGGAGAGAGUGACUCCAUCCAGCAAACCACACAGCGCUUGGACCAGCGCUGGAGAAACAUCUGCUCCAUGUCUCAGGAGAGGAGGCUGAGGAUUGAAGAGACAUGGAGUCUGUGGUGUAAGUUUCAGGAGGAUUACUCUUCCUUUGAGGACUGGCUGAACGUAGCAGAGCGCUCCGCUGCUGAACCCAAUUCAUCAGACGUCCUCUACACUGACGCCAAAGAGGAACUCCAGAAAUAUGAGGUUUUCCAAAGGCAGGUACAUGAGAGCCUGACCCAGCUGGAGAUUAUUAAUAACCAGUACAGACGACUGGCAUGGGAGAACCGCGCUGAUGCAGCCAGCAGACUCAGGGCCAUGGUGCAUCAUGGGAACCAGCGAUGGGACACGCUCCAGAGGAGAGUGGCUGCAAUACUGCGCAGACUCAGACAUUUCACAAGCCAGAGAGAAGAGUUUGAGGGAACCCGUGAAAGCCUCCUUGUCUGGCUGACUGAGAUAGACCUCCAGCUGACCAAUGUGGAGAACUUCUCAGAGAGCCAUCUCCAAGACAAGAUGAAACAGCUGAAGAGUUUUAAGAAGGAGAUCACUCUGAACACCAAUAAGAUUGAUGCUCUGAUCGUGUUUGGGGAGGGUCUGAUUCAGAGGAGCUGUCCUCAAGACGCUGUUGAGAUAGAAGAUGAGUUAGAGGAGCUGCACAUGUACUGUCAAAACGUGUUUGGCAGAGUGGCCCAAUUCCACCAGCGCCUCACUAGUCUCCGCCCGCAGCUGCAGGAGCAGCUGGACGUCUUUGAUGGUGAACAGUCCAGAGGGACACAGGGCACUGUCUCCUCCAGCCAGCCCUCCAUGAGCCUGUUAUCGCCACCUCAGGAGCCCUCGGGCCGUGAAACCCCCGUGAGUGUGGAUUCCAUCCCUCUGGAGUGGGACCACACCGGGGAUGUUGGUGGCUCUUCUUCACAUGAUGAGGAAGAGGAUGCUGCUUUCUUCUCUGCCCUGUCAGAAUUAGAGGUCACAGAAAUUCCAGAAUUCUCAUUUGAGGUGAUAAAGAAGUCUUUGGAAGAGCCUUUAGCACAGAAUUGGCACUUUCAAAACACAUCUGAAAGGAAAUCCUUCAAGCCGGACUCCUCCUCACCUACACACACCAGCACGCCUUUUAAACAAGGCUACGUCCAGCUGAUGUCUGAGUGCAGCGGCAGCAUUAAGAGUAUGAAGCGGGUUUCUAUGAUCCUGGAUGAUGAGGAGCAGCAGGAGGAACAAGGCCUCACUGGCCUCAACACUGCAGACAAACAGUCAGGAGUGAUUGAGCGCUGGGAGCUGCUGCAGGCUCAAGCAGUAAGUAAAGAGCAGUGCAGCUGCAGAGACCCCCAGCAGCUGACCUCUGACCUGCACGACAUCACUUCCUGGCUGGAUCGGGUCACCCCUGAGCUGGACAGACUGCAAAAGCCUGAGACUGCCAUCAGUGUUGAGAUCUUAGAAGAGAGGGUCAAACAACUUAAAGAAAUGCAGAAGACAUUUGCUCGCUACAAGACCUUGAUACUGUCUCUGAACCUGGGUGGGCGAGAGCUGCAGCAGGGAGCUACAGAAGGAGCACCUGAGCUUCAGGAGGGUCUGCGCAGCAUGAAUCACCGCUGGACAGAAGCUUGUGCGGGACUGGAGGGGUGGGAGGACAGUCUGCGCACUACUCUAGGACGCUGUCAGGAGUUCCACGAGAUGGUCCACUCUCAACUGCUAUGGCUGGCCCAUGCAGAGAGCAGACGCUACACAGUGAACAUCAACGACCCUUCUGUGCAGCCCUCCAUGCUUCAGGAACACCAGAACACCCUGAAGGAUCUGGCAGAGGAGCUGCAGGGCAGACAGAAGCGAGUGAGCUCCCUGCAGGAGAUCAUCUCCGAGCUGCUCCCUGAGGCUGGUGGGGACGACAGCGCUGAAGCCCGGGAGAAACUCCACGUCAUUGGAAGCAAACUAAGACUACUGUCACGUCAAGUCAACCAGGAUCUCCAGACGAUUGAAGAGAGAUUGGAGUCCACAACCGAUGCUUCAGGAGACAGGAAGUCCACACAAAGCUCUCGGUCAACGCGAGACCCAUCACCUCAGCGCUCGUUCUUCUAUCGGGUCCUGCGAGCGGCUUUCCCUCUGCAUCUCCUGUUCCUCCUGCUGUUGGUUCUGGCCUGCUUGGUCCCUCUUUCUGAAGACGACUACAGCUGCACCUUUUCCAACAAUUUUGCCCGCUCUUUCCACCCCAUGUUACGCUACACCAACGGUCCCCCUCCCACAUGAGUCUCUCAUUCAAUCAACAGAGCUGUUUUCAUGACUCAAACAUGCGAAGCAUCUCUCUAUUGUCCAAGCAAUAUUUUAACGGUUGUGUUUAUAUAAUUGGUUUUAUACUAUUUAUUCCCCUUUGAGAGCCAUACUAAGAAUUUUGUCGCAAUGCUGUAAAGAAAAAUAUCAUUGUAUGAGCCUGAAUGUAAAUCACCGACAACUUUUUGAAAUAUUUCUAGAUUUAAGCACAUCACGCACUGAUUAAAGAUUGUAAGUUUGAAACUGGAAAAGAUCGACUCUUCAGCCACAGUUUGUGGUGACAUGAUGGAUGGCUGCUAUUUGUUUAGAGAUUAUGCGGUCUCCUUUUUAAAUUUGAUAUGGAGUGAAUAAACUGUUCAUAUUUGCAAAGCCCAACACAGAUAUAUAUAUUUAAAAAUGUCAAAGGCACAUGGAAAUAUUUUAAUACACCCCUUUGUAAAUAACAAUCUUUUACAUAUGCACUGCAAGGUAGAACACAAAGACGUGCACAGAAAGUAAAUUUCACAAAUUAAACUUUGUUCUGUGUUUAAAAAUAAACAUUGUCUACAAAAAAUCUGUUUUACAUCUGGUCUUUAAUGUUUAGUUGCCAAAAAAUGGUAAAAUCAGUAUUAGCGCUUCAUAUCAAAACAGUCACAAUUCAGAUGCCUCCCGGUAGAUACAAUAACAUUUAUAAAUACUUUGUGCGUUUAUUAAAAUUAAGUACUUGUAACAUCUAUUUUUUUUGCUUCUAAUCUUUAAGGUAUGUUUGGUUUUAUAUCAAUCCAUGGAUAUUUUUUUAUUUUUUUUAUAACUGUCAUCUUAAACCAAAAUGUAUAGAGUGUAAUCACUGUAGGCACUGCAAUAUUUUCAUUUUUCUUGAUUCUCAAAACAGGGCUUCAGAUAUUUCAGAGAACUAUUAAAGUGCAAUAUCACAAGUACUUUUUUUGGUAGCUGUGGUUUUUCACAGUGAAAUAGUAGCAAUAGAUUGAGCUGUCUCUAGAAAAUGUAUAAAGGUUUUGUAAAAGGCCUUUGUGGUGUUAAAGGGGUUUACUGGGUGGAGAGAAGGGUGAAAGAAAGCGUUUUUGUUUUUUUUUAAACACAUUUUGCUCCAUGAUCUGUUUUGUCAAACUUAAUAAAUGCACACAAAACAUCCAACUGUCCUGAAUUACUGCAGUGUGACAUUCACAAGUCCUUGUUCUGACAGAGAAAAAAAAAAGAAAAAAGGCUUGAUUCAGUUCUUCUGAGUCUUUGCUCCCAUUGCAUACAAACCUCUCUCAUCUCUAGCAAUGACUGUCCAUACUGUCGUUUUGUAAGUGAAGGAGUCUGAUCUGUUUGUUCUGAUCUGUGUCAUCAAUAAUUGCUCUAUCUACAGCAGUUGCUACAGUUGAUGAGGGCAUCAGUGCGAUGCUGUUUUUCUUUUACAAAAAGCGAGAGUUGCAAACGUACUGUUUAGAAAGAGAAAAUGGUAAAGUAGAAACUGUACAUUUCAUCGUGGUGCAGAUUUCAUGGGAAUGGGUGCAUGUGCUCUCACUGCCUGUUACAUAAAAAAAAAAAAAAUUAAAUUCAAAAUCUAAAAACA